Messenger RNA from Leptidea sinapis, 421 nucleotides. Its product is annotated as general odorant-binding protein 72-like. Bases 56 to 421 code for a protein of 121 amino acids. Gene Ontology annotation, biological process: sensory perception of smell; olfactory behavior. Gene Ontology annotation, cellular component: extracellular region. The transcript is spliced from 5 exons. Gene Ontology annotation, molecular function: odorant binding; dibutyl phthalate binding. Lineage: Eukaryota; Metazoa; Arthropoda; Insecta; Lepidoptera; Pieridae. The record is from RefSeq and is a predicted model, not a curated record.
GAAUACCACAAAAAUAUUUGUGUAUGUUGUAUUAAGUUUUGCGAGUGUAUUUGCUAUGACGCGACAACAACUCAAAAAUUCUGGGAAAUUAAUGAAGAAAUCUUGCAUUCCAAAAAAUGACGUUACAGAAGAGCAAGUUGGUCAAAUAGAGCAAGGCAAAUUCAUCGAAGAAAGAAACGUUAUGUGUUACAUUGCAUGUAUCUACACAAUGACGCAAGUGGUAAAGAACAAUAAAUUAAACUAUGAUGCUGUUAUCAAGCAAGUUGAUACAAUGUUCCCGGUCGACAUGAGAGAUGCUGUGAAGGCGGCUGCUGCUAGCUGCAAGGAUGUCAGUAAGAAGUACAAGGAUAUAUGUGAAGCAUCAUAUUGGACGGCCAAAUGUAUGUACGAUUACGACCCUAAGAACUUUAUCUUUCCCUAA